AUGCACAAGGCCCUGGGUUCAAUCCCCAGCACCAUUAAAUAAAGAGCUGGGGAUAUAGCCCCUUGGGGCUGCAAAAUAAAUAAAUAAAUAAUAAGUGAAUGAAUGAAUAAAAAUAAAAAGUAUUUAGGGUUAUGAUAUAAAGCAGGCAGUCCUUGAUAAUAAUGCUGUGAGAACUGUUGAGGAGCUUGUUUGAAAUCAGGACUCUUGACAGUGCUUCAGCUCUGGGGAAAUAGGUCAGUGGUAUAGCACACUUGCCUAGCAUAUACAAGGCCCUGAGUUCAAUGCCCAGCACUGCAAGAAAAAAAAUUUAUGUAUAGUAAAUUCAUAUCCCCCAGUAGAGGGCAUGAUAGCAUUGACAUCCUAGUUGAUUUGAAAAUCAUUCUUAAAAUAGAGGAUUCAAAACUUCAAAGUAAGAGUUUUGGAGACUUAAAGUAGCAUUUAGAAUUCUAAUGAUAUUCUUAUUAAUUCUCAGGAUCUCCAGAGGAAGCCUGAAAAGCCAUAACAUACCAUGGGAUUGAAUGUGCUUUGUCCAUUGAAGGGGAUAAGAACUUUCCAUUCAGAUCCAAAUGCAUAUAGCUUUCUUUCUCUAGUUCAGAGUAAAUUUAGUUAGAAGAUGUACUGGAAACCCAUCAAGUGAGAAAGCUUUUCUUUUAUUGACUCCUGCUUUCUUUGAUGGUACUGUCACUUGUUAAAAGCUAACCAAGAGUGAAGUCCGAGCUGCGGUGGUGCAGAGUCAUGGCUGGACAAGUAUUUAGAAAGUUUCUUCCACUUUUUGACAGAGUAUUGGUUGAAAGGAGUGCAGCCGAAACUGUAACCAAAGAAGGCAUUAUGCUUCCAGAAAAAUUUCAAGGAAAAGUUUUGCAAGCACCAGUAGUAGCUGUGGGAUCAGGCUCUAAAGGAAAGGGUGGAGAGAUUCAGCCAGUUAGUAUAAAGGUUGGAGGUAAAGUUCUCCCAAAGUAUGGAGGCACCAAAGUAAUUCUAGAUGACAAGGAUUAUUUCUUAUUUAGAGAUGGAGACAUUCUUGGAAAGUAGGUAGACUGAAACGAAUCUCUGUUGAAGUGGCAUCCUAUGAAGCUGCCCACUCCACUCAAGCUCUGAAAUCUUUCAUCAUGUAAAUAAUUUCCAUGUCUCUUUUAUAAUAAACUGAUAAUCUAAUAGUAUCCACUAUCUCAAAAAUUUAGUUUCCCUGUACUUGUGUAAACAUUUCCAAAUAAAACGUGUAAAUGGGAAAAAAAAGCUAACUAUAGCCAGGCGCUGUGGCACAUGCUAUAAUCCCAGUGACUGGGGAAGCUGAGAUAGGAGGAUCACAAAUUCAAAGACAGC
This is a messenger RNA of Ictidomys tridecemlineatus (thirteen-lined ground squirrel), 1323 nucleotides long. NCBI's taxonomy places the organism in Eukaryota, Metazoa, Chordata, Mammalia, Rodentia, Sciuridae. The record is from RefSeq and is a predicted model, not a curated record.